This is a messenger RNA of Brienomyrus brachyistius, 687 nucleotides long. RefSeq names its product NADH:ubiquinone oxidoreductase subunit B5 (gene ndufb5). Bases 40 to 600 code for a protein of 186 amino acids. The record is from RefSeq and is a predicted model, not a curated record. Lineage: Eukaryota; Metazoa; Chordata; Actinopteri; Osteoglossiformes; Mormyridae. The transcript is spliced from 6 exons.
UAAUGUGACGCUACUUCCGCUUCCUUGCCCUCAGUAGCAAUGGUGGGCAUGAGCGUCCUCCGGUCUGCAGCCGCUAUUGCGGCCAAAAUAAACCCCUUCAAACCUGGGAUUACAAAAAGCAGUUUGCUUACUAGGACUGCGAGGGGGCGCGAUAAAGUGGCGGUGCGUUUUGGGAGCCAUGGAAAACAGAUGUUUGUCAUCAAGCCAUCUGAUUAUUACGAUAGGCGAUUCCUCCACCUUUUGAAAUACUACGUUUUACUUACUGGAAUUCCAGUUGCGGCAAUCGUUGCAUAUGUAAAUAUAUUCAUUGGGGAGGCGGAGCUAGCUGAGAUUCCGGAGGGCUAUGUUCCUGAGCACUGGGAAUAUUAUAAGCACCCAAUCACACGCUGGAUCGCUCGGACCUUCUAUGACCCCCCCGAGAAGGACUAUGAGAAAAUGAUGGCGCUGAUCCAAAUUGAGGCUGAGAAAGCUGACAUGAGGUUGACACAGCUGGAAGUCCGGAAGCACAUGCGUCAGAGAGGGGACGGGCCGUGGUUUCAUUACGAAACGGUGGACAAGACUCUCAUUGACAACAGCAUCAAAUCUACUCCUGACAAUUAGAUCCACUUGCUGUUGAGCGGGCUAUUGGUAAAUUAUGUAUAUGUUUGUAUAAUUGCUCAGUUGCAAAAAAUAAAUUGUUUGAAUGCA